Messenger RNA from Parnassius mnemosyne (clouded apollo), 2984 nucleotides. The record is from the annotation of a GenBank genome assembly. NCBI's taxonomy places the organism in Eukaryota, Metazoa, Arthropoda, Insecta, Lepidoptera, Papilionidae.
AGAAAUUCAGAUUUCGCUUGUCAUCCAAGUUCAUCGUUUGGAUAUUGUAAAACAAAGUUAUAAACAAUGGCUUUAUUAGAUUUUUGCCGUCUGGACGAGAAAAUUAAUUUAAAACCUGUCGAUUCACUUGCUUCAUUUAAAAACGAUGUCAUUGGGUAUAGUCAAAAUUUUAUUAACAGCGCUCAACUAGCGAUUCCACCGUUUGCAAAUCCAGUAGAAACUUUAGCACAGUUCAAUACUAAAGACGAGACCGGACGGGACAUAAAAAUUGAAUUCGAUCACGGUACUACCACUCUUGGAUUCCGGUAUAAGGUAAAAACAAAAUGUAUUAAAGUUAUAAUGUAAAACUGGCGUAAUUUCUUAGUAUUAUAAUAAGUAAAUAGCGAAUUUAUUUCAAAAUAAUAAAUUUAAUAAGCUGCUGAACCAUGGACAUAAACAAUUUGCAUAUAAAUCCCAAUAUGCCACAUCUUACAUGGUCACAAUUAUCAUUUAAAAAUAUAUAAAGGAUUUUAUAUAAGCAAUAUGAUGGGGCCAAGUUAAAAGAUGUCCUUAGCUGUUCAGCAUGUAUGUGUAGGUAUAUGGAUAUAAUAUAAUAUCCUCCAGACUGAAUAUCGGUCACGGCGGCCAGGUUCAAUGAAGAGGAGCCAUCUGCACAAGACAGGAUUAUAGUGUCCAAGUGUAUAGGCAAACACAGGUGCACUCUCUAUUGACUCACUCUAAUAGUCCAAUGAGUAACUUGUCUAGAGCGGAGAGAGACCAGGGCAUGGGAUUGAAACUACUAGUGAAAAUUUCUUGACAUAAAACCCCAAUAAUUGAUUUUGGCCCAAACUGUGAUUCGAACCCAAAACCUCAUGACCAGCCAAGAUUACGAUCACUAGGCUGACGAGGCAGUCAUAAGUGUCUUAUUUUGUUUUGAGUCUCAGUGGGUAAUUGAUUGUUGAAGGUCAUUGUUUGUUAAUGAUUUGUGAAAAAAAUGAAAUCUCAACAUCAGUGCACGUGCAGUUUAGAAAAUGGAGAAUCCAACUCAUCUCUCGAAAGGGAAUUUGGGGUUGGUCACUCGACAAUCUCAAUGAUUUGUAAAAACAAAUUUAUUAUUAAGAAUUUAAGUUACUUUAAUUAAAGAUUUUUCUCUAUUCAAAUAAAUACAUACUAACAAAAACUGGAGAUUGUUUAUUUUCUACAAAAUGAUUUAUAUGACGUCCGCUUAGUAUGACGUGUUUGUUAUUUCCCUUCAAUGUCAUUACAAACGGAUUCCACUGUAUAGUCUCUGCCCAUCACUCUGGGUGGCAGGUCUAUACUAGGUGUAUCCUAAACUACUCUGGCGUAAAAUUAAUGACAUUACACAUUAUAAAAAACCCAAGGCGUCUAGUAUACACCUACUGCAUAUCACACCACAUCCUCUUGACUCUUUAAACCGUGUAAACCAAUUCUUCGCAACUAUUGGAAAAAAACUUGCGGAUGAAAUCAUAACCCUAACUGGACAAGCAUCUAGAUCUGUCACUUACUUAAAUUCACUAUCUCAAAUUAACUCGUUCGUCCUACUUGAGACAGAUCCGGCAGAAGUGGAUAGCAUACUUGGAUCACUUGACUCAGAAAGUGCUUCGGGGUGGGAUUGCAUACCUGUGGGUUUCCUUAAAUUAUCUCGAGAACUAGUUGUUCCUCUUAUUAGCCAGUUGAUUAAUAUGUGUUUCGAAACGGGCGUAUUUCCUGAUGCGCUAAAACGUUCUAUAAUUACGCCCGUGCACAAAGAUGGGGACAAGAGUGAUGUUAACAAUUAUCGGCCGAUAUCUGUCUUAACAUCCCUUUCAAAAAUAAUAGAGAAAAUAUUAAACAAAAGGCUAGUAAGUUAUUUAAAUAAAUACAACAUUAUUUCAGAUUCACAAUACGGUUUUAGACAGGGACGGUCAACUCAGGAUGCGAUCAUUGCGUUAACAUCUGAAAUCGUUAAUAAGAUAGACAAUGGUUAUAAAUGCGUUACGGUGUUUCUAGACCUGAAAAAGGCUUUUGACACUGUAUCUGUUCCCAUCCUUGUGCAGAGACUUGAAGCUAUAGGGAUAAGAGGUAAAGCUCUCUCCCUCUUUGACAGCUACCUCCGAGGUAGGAGACAGUAAGUUAAAAUAGAUAACUUGCUUAGUGAGGAGGAAAACAUUAUUUACGGUGUCCCACAGGGCUCGGUUCUCGGCCCAUCACUGUUUCUAGUGUAUAUUAAUGAAUUAUGCAACCUACGAAGCAGUGGUGGGAAAACCUUCUCCUACGCGGACGACACGGCCAUCGUUUACAUUGGGGACUCGUGGGAAGAAGUAUGCAAUAAUGCCGAGCAAGGAUUAGUUGUUAUAGAUAGAUGGCUCAAAGCCAGUCUGCUAACCAUUAAUGUGAUUAAAACGAACUACAUUUGUUUUUCUCCUAGUUUAAGAUCUAAACCAGGCCAAAAUUUUAAAAUUAGAAUACACACGUGUGCGGACCACUUGAACCAUAAUUGUAAUUGCCAGGUCCUUAAACAUAUAACGUCCACAAGAUACUUGGGAAUUAUAGUUGACGAGUGUUUAACUUGGCAUUCGCAUAUUGAGAUUGUUACAUCACGGGUGCGCAAAUUUAUAUGGAUUUUUAAAAAUUUAAGAUAUGUGAUGCCUCAGAAGACACUAAAUAGCAUCUAUAUUAUGCUUACGCAAUCAGUUCUUACAUAUUGUUUACCAGUCUGGGGAGGAGCCACUAAAACUAAAUUCCUUGAGUUAGAAAGAACCCAAAGGUCACUUAUAAAAGUAAUGUACUAUAAACCAUACAGAUACCCCACCGACGAUCUAUAUAGAAUCAGUGGCUUACUUUCAAUUAGAAAACUAUAUUACUUAAUUACGGUCCUAUACUUACAAAAAUCUAUUCCAUUUAACCAAGACAGUCAGGAGAGGAGACGAAAAGACAUAGUGGCUUACUCCCUAAGGGUCCGAACCGCUUUUGCACGGCGUCAGUAUGCAACCCAAUCAGUCUAC